ACUGAGCUGAGCUAUGAGCGCAUAAUUAUAUAGUCUAUAGAUUAUAAUAUAUUUAAGAGUGGAAGAUAUAUUUUUAGUUUACAUUUUUUAACCUUUUAGGUUAUCCAAUAUUUUUGCUUAUUACUAAACCUAUUGUAAUACCACUUACUACAAUCUGUAUCUAAUAUGGAUUUCUGAUACUGAUUGAAAAUGAGAAUUGGUUGGUUCCAUAAACUGGUGAACAAAUGGCCUGGAAAGAAAGUCUUUGGCAUGUAUAGAUUUCUUCCUAUGUUUUUCGUUUUGGGAGCAGCAUUAGAAUAUUCUAUGAUCAAUUGGAAAGUAGGUGAAGUGAGUUUUUAUAACACUUUUAAAAAAAGGCAAGCAAAAACCAUUGUAGAAGAUAAAAUUAAGAAAUAUUCAGCAGUCGUUUAA
This is a messenger RNA of Vanessa atalanta (red admiral), 411 nucleotides long. It is a transcript of the gene sloth1, whose product is annotated as small integral membrane protein 4. The transcript has a single exon. NCBI's taxonomy places the organism in Eukaryota, Metazoa, Arthropoda, Insecta, Lepidoptera, Nymphalidae. The record is from RefSeq and is a predicted model, not a curated record. The coding region runs from base 190 to 411 and encodes 73 amino acids.